AUGGACGUCAUAUUGGACAAUUUGUCAGAUAUUGAACGGAAACUGCUUGAACGGAGCCAGGACUACGGCAUACCGCUUUACGAACAAACCCCGCUAGCGCACACAACAGCAAAUAACGAAAGUGAGGACGAACUGGAAGUGCCUCCCUCACCUCCCAGCCCAGGUGGCACUGACGCAACGGAAAGCAUAAACUGGUGCACAUGCGGUUCAUGCCAUAAUAUGCCUACUGCAGCAGAGAAUGUUUGCUGUCGCUCCUACCCUGCAACAAUAGCGAAGAUGGACGGCCGCAGUUGCAUUGUUGGUCACCCCAGUUUCUAUGAAAUAUGCCUUGACCCUGAGAGCCUAGCUGUGAUCGUGUCGGACGUCGAAAGCGAAAGUUUUUCCUCGUCGCUGCUGGAUGAAUUCAGUGAGGACAGCUCGGACGACGUGGUGUCAGACGAUGAUCCGUAUUCAACGGACCCACUUCCGCUUCAUCCUCCGAUCAACAGGGAUGCAGUUGUUCGCGAAGUCACGCAAAACGAUGACUUUCGGUGUCUGUGUGGCGUCUGCAGUCCGGAGCAACCAGACGAAUACUUGUGCUGCACCUCAGUGAGCCAGGUUGCAGCUCUGUGUGACAGUGCUGGCGUGCAGUGCGUCACCGAGCACCGUCUGUUCCACGACUUCUGUCUGCGGAGGGAAAUGCUGGCGGUGAAUGCACGCCAGUACUGCCGCUACGACUAUCGGCUGCGGCUGUUGGAUCCGACAGACAACAGGUGUCUGAGGUUCACAGCCUACUCUAUAUUUGCCAGUUGGGUCUGGGGCUACCUCGGACCUAGAAAUAGGCGACAAAUUCCAGGCUGCGCUGUGCGAGCGAUUCGAAGAGAGCACCCGUCGCCUUCAUACCAAGGGUUUCUUUCUUAAGAAUGGUAUGUUUUCAGCAUACAUAUAUUAUAUGCAUCUGCUGGCUGAUUCCCUUUUCAUGGUUAUAC
Ornithodoros turicata is the source of this 968-nucleotide messenger RNA. RefSeq names its product P2X purinoceptor 7-like. NCBI's taxonomy places the organism in Eukaryota, Metazoa, Arthropoda, Arachnida, Ixodida, Argasidae. The record is from RefSeq and is a predicted model, not a curated record. The coding region runs from base 1 to 900 and encodes 299 amino acids. The transcript is spliced from 5 exons.